This is a messenger RNA of Scophthalmus maximus (turbot), 3573 nucleotides long. RefSeq names its product MDM2 proto-oncogene (gene mdm2). Gene Ontology annotation, biological process: regulation of cell cycle; negative regulation of apoptotic process. Gene Ontology annotation, cellular component: nucleus. NCBI's taxonomy places the organism in Eukaryota, Metazoa, Chordata, Actinopteri, Pleuronectiformes, Scophthalmidae. The record is from RefSeq and is a predicted model, not a curated record. The coding region runs from base 279 to 1790 and encodes 503 amino acids. Gene Ontology annotation, molecular function: identical protein binding; ubiquitin protein ligase activity. The transcript has 13 exons.
UAGCAACGGUAGCAACAGUAGCGCGCGUUUGCAGGUGGUUAGCAUCGUGCUAGCAGGCCGCGGAGCCUCGGUGUUUCCUGUCUGAGCAGCGCGGGGGCUGAGAAGAUGCGACGCGGCCGUUUGUGUAACUAGUCUGCCCCCUGGAUCUCCGCAGAACAAACUGGUCAAACGUGACAUUAAUGUUUUAAAAAGGAUGGACUGCUGACACUUUACACACUCCCUGACCACUGGUGAGACUUUGACAUCAUCUCCAGACGCUGUGAAUAAACAACCUCAACAUGUCAGCUGACGGGACACUAAGCACCGAAACCAGCGACGACAACAAACUGUGUUUGGACACUGUUGUUUGUGUUCAGGUCAGACCAAAGGUCGAGUUUGGUUCUCUGCUGCGACAUGCAGGAGCCACGAAGGACGUUUUCACCGUGAAGGAGGUGAUGUUCUACCUCGGUCAGUACAUCAUCAAGAAGCAGCUGUAUGACGAGAAGCAACAGCACAUCGUCCACUGCUCCCAGGAUGCACUGGGGCAUGUGCUGGGCGUCGACAGCUUCUCUGUGAAGGAGCCACGAGUUCUGUUUGAAAUGAUCACCAAGAACCUGGUGGCUGUGAAGAGUCAAGAUUCUCCAAGGAGCGGGAACGAAUCGCACGGCGACAGUCAGACGGACCGAGGGACGGAGGGGGCGGAGUCAGAAAAUGUCUCUUCAUCGCCAGACAGGAGGAGGAGACGAGGGAGGAGGAGGAGGAGGAGCUGCAGGAGCAACGACCCAGCAGGCCCCUCCCACAGUGGCGAGGAUGAUGACGAAGAGGAGAAAGAGUCAGAGGAGUCGGAGGAUGAGGAAGAAGGAGAAGGAGGCAGGAAGAGGAGGAGGUCCGACAGCUACUCGCUGACCUUCGACGAGAGCCUGUCCUGGUGCGUGAUUGGUGGACUGGGAAGUGGGCGGGACAGACACAGCAGCCAAUCGUCGGAAACGCACAGCAAUUCUGGGAGGUCAGAAGUCGCGGCCCCGCCCUCGGACUCGGACAGUGACAACUUCAGCGUGGAGUUCGAGGUGGAGUCGGUCGAUUCUGACGACUACAACGAAGACGACGUGUCGCUGACGGCCGAUGACCAGGUGUACGAGGUUACCAUCUUUGAGGCAGAGGAUGACGACUCCUUCGACGAAGACACGGAGAUCAGUGAAGCUGACUACUGGCGCUGUGCGAAGUGCGACGAGUUGAACCCGCCGCUGCCCAGGAACUGUUUCCGCUGCUGGACGCUACGUCAGGACUGGCUGCCCGACGUGUCACUCGGCGUGCCUGACUCCGCCCCCUCUGUCCCCAAAGCCCUGCCCACGAAGCCAGCCAACCAAUCGGCUGCCAAAGAAGCUUCAGGUCCUGAUGUGGAGGAGAACGAAGGAGUCGAUGUUCCCGAUGGGAAAAGGGCGAAAACUCCUCCCCUGACGCAGUGUCUGUCUGACUCCGCCCCCUCGGCCCCCAGCUCCCAGGACCUCCUCUGCUUCUCUCAGCCCUCGUCCUCCUCAUCCUUCGUCGAUUCCCAGGAGACGUCGCUCACGUGUUCGCCCGCCGCCCCCGAGCUGGAGCGCAGCGUGUCGGCCGAGUGGCGGAUGCCCGAGUCGUGUCUGGACCCCUGCCUCAUCUGCCAGUCGCGGCCCAAGAACGGCUCCAUCGUCCACGGGCGGACGGGCCACCUAAUGGCCUGCUACGUCUGCGCCCGCAAGCUCAAGAAGAGGAACAAGCUGUGUCCCGUCUGCAGGCGGCCCAUCGAGGACGUCGUCCUCACAUACUUCAGCUGAGACGCCCGCUCUGCCCUCCGCUCUGUCCUCGUCUCCUCGUCCGCUUCACAUUCAGGCCUUUUCCACUUCAGGCACUUAGUGACGAUGUCGCCUUCGUCACAGAUUCUACAAAAAAAAUCUCGUGAGCCGAUUAUUUCAAAAGUAACGUUUCAACUUCAUCAAUCAGUCAAUUAGCCGAUUAGUUGAGUCUCGUCAUCCCUCUGGUUCCUGCGUUUCCUCAUCAUAUAUGAUGGUAAACAACAUGUAUGUUCGGACAUGUUCUAAUAUAAAAAGACAUUUGAAUAAACACGUUACAGACGCAGCAAAAUAAAUAAAUAACCAGUGAUUUAAAAAAGCGACGGUUUGUUGCAGCUCGAGUUCAGAAUGUUCUUUAAGUUCAUCUUUAUAUUUAAUAACGUUGACAUGAAAAUAAAGUAAAUAUUAGCGAUUGGUUAAACACAUGGUUUAAGAUUGAGUCCUUAUGAUUCUCAUUAGAUUCCUCCAGUGGAAAAGAGUGAAGUGAUGAAGUUUUUGUUUCCCAGAAUCCGCAACGUCGCCAUUUUGUCUGAAAAGCCAAAGAAUUUAAAAUGUACAGACUAUUUUCAUAAUUGAUUUAAUCGUUCUGUCGUUAAGACGAAGAACCGUCUUCCGGUUGCAGCGUCUCUGAAUGUUCGGACGACGUCACAUUUGAUCAUAACAAGAAUGUUUCACCUUAUUUGCUAUUUGCCUAUUUGCCUUUUUUCCCCCCCGGUAAAUUGAAAAAAUAUUUGGCAUAUAAACAAACAAAAAAAUCUCUACUUGCAGUCGAAGUUUUAAAGUUAAUGUUUCUAAAAUUAUUCAAACAAUUAUCGAACUAGUUGCUGAUUAUCUACAUGUUAAUCAGAAUUUAAUGGAUUAAUAUCAUAAUCGGUUUUGUACUUUUGUUUGUUUUUUUACAGUAAGAAAAAAGCAGAACGUCACCAAAUGACACUGAAACAUGAAUAUGAUAGAAUUGUUCUUCCACGUGUUUGUGUCCCGACCUCUCGUUCUCGCCUCCGCCGGACAUGAAUCAUAUCGUCAUAAAUCCUCUCAUCAGACGGGACGAUCGAUGUUGAGAUGAAACCGACGCGUAUCGUUCACCUUCCUCUCGUCUGAAUUCCUCCUUGACGCGUCUGAUUUGCUUCUUCGUGUUUGGGAACAUUUUUAUUUUCCUGGAAAGAAUAAUUUUAUGAUUUCACACAAUAAUACAAGCUCAUCCUGAAAGAAACAUAAUGAUCAUUCACUGUGCAGUUAUAAUAUAAUACGUUUUUUGCCCUAAAAGAUUCGCUACUUUACCAGAUUACAUAAUUCUUUCCAGGGGACUUUUUUUUUGUAAAUAAUUAGCAAAUUAUUCAGAAGAUUAUUAUUAUUAUCAGACCCUAUUUAAAAAUAAAACUUUAAAAGGUCUGUGAAAGUUUCCUCGAAAGAAUUUUGUAAUUUUCCUAAAAGAAAAAAAAUAUUUCUUAUUACUUUUGUAUUAGAAACAUAAUUUGCCAUAUUCUUAUAUUUAACCCAUACACUGACUUUUAUAACUAGUUAUGAAUCAUAACUGCACCAGUUGAAAUGACUCUUUCCAGGAAACGUGUGUUUGUGUAAUAUAAUAAGAACAUGUGGCCGCAUGAUGAAAGUUUUCACAACAUCCAUGAUAUUUAUUUAUGUUUAUUUAAGAACUGGACGUUUAUUUAAACCGACACUUUUUCUAUGAGCUCUUUGAAUAAUAAGAUGAAGAUAGUGAGAUGUAUAAUUUGUUGUGCAGAGUGAAGUGAAUAAAAUUUAACUUGUCUAA